AUGGCUCGUGACGAUUCAGAUGAAGAGUACGUUGCCCCAGGUAGUCCUGGAGAAUUGUCAGACGACAAAAAGGAGCUAUCGGACAGCGACAACAACCAGGAAGAAGAAGAUGAGGACUUACAAGAUGAGGACAAUGAUGAAGAUGAUGAUGACGAGAUAGUCAUUGCCAAAAGAACUCGAGCCAAAUCCAAGGCUACUACAGCCAUUAGUGAUCUUCGAGGAGCUAACGGGUAUUCAUGGGAAGACGAGUACCAAAGAUCUUGGGAUGUCGUCAAGGAUAACGAAGGGCAGUCGUUGGAAAGUAUUAUUCAGUCGAUGAUUGAAGCUCGAAAGAAAAAGAUCAUGAAGAAUUCCAGUGGUUCAUUCCAAAGAGGAAUCAUAAGGACAUUAAUUGUCAUUGUUGAUGGGUCGCAAACGAUGCUGGAGAAGGAUUUACGACCCACACGGUUUCUGAUGACAUUAACAUAUUUGGUGGAUUUCAUAGUGGAGUUCUUUGACCAAAACCCCAUAUCUCAAAUGGGUAUAGUGCUUAUGAGAAAUGGUGUCGCGACAUUAAUCAGUGAGGUGAGCUCGUCGCCUCAGUAUCAUCUUGAUAAUAUCCGACACGUUAAGGCGAGACAGCAUAACAAGUUUGAGCCCAAGGGGGACCCUUCGCUACAGAAUUCGUUGGAGAUGGCCCGAUCACUUUUGAUGUAUAAUUUCGGUAAUAAUAGUACCACCAAUAAUAAUGGUGGUGAAUCAUCAAAGAAUUCUAAAGAGAUACUAAUUUUGUUUGGGGCUUUAUUCACUAGCGAUCCAGGCGACAUUCACCAUACAAUUAAUAACCUCAUAAAAGACGACAUUAAGGUGAAGAUCAUAGGUUUGUCAGCCCAGGUGGCCAUAUGUCAAGAGAUAGUUAGAAGGACAAACAAACUAACGUCCGAUACGUCAUCGUGUUAUGGAGUCAUUAUGAACGAACAACACUAUAAAGAGCUUCUACUUGAUUGUGUGAUUCCAUUACCUAUUACUAUCGAAGAGAGUCUAAAGCAAGUGAAACAGAACAGAGGCGUUGCACUAAUAAAGAUGGGGUUCCCUUCCAAGAUCCAAUUGACUACCAACAGAACGUCUUUGGAUUGGCCUCAAUUGUGUGCAUGCCAUCCGACCCAGGGGUCUGAAGGUUCAAAGAAUAACCUAUUAAUUAAUGAUAAUCCAGGCAAGAGUUUAGUGGAUGGUGGUGGAGGCAAUGGUGGGGGAGGAAGUAUUGGUGGUGGUAGUAACGGUAACGGGAUUAAUCCAUAUAUUGGUUAUCAAUGUCCUCAAUGUUCAGCUAAAGUAUGUCAUUUACCUACCAUUUGUCCAAUCUGUGGUUUGAUGUUAAUUCUUUCGACUCAUUUGGCCCGUUCAUAUCAUCAUUUAGUACCUUUGGCUGCUUAUAAAGAGGUCCCCAUUGCAAAAUCAUACAAGAGUAAAUACUGCUAUGGAUGUUUGCUUCUUUUCCCAAACGGUAUUGAUGAUUUGGAAUCCAUCGAUAAGUUGCUGAAUAGAACAAGCUCAAGAUACAGGUGUCCUAAAUGCUCCAAUGAUUUUUGUAUUGAUUGUGACGUCUUUGUUCAUGAAACCUUGCAUAAUUGUCCUGGUUGUGAUAGCAUGUAA
Messenger RNA from Lizanozyma spartinae, 1632 nucleotides. Its product is annotated as TFIIH/NER complex subunit. Gene Ontology annotation, biological process: DNA-templated transcription; nucleotide-excision repair; regulation of transcription by RNA polymerase II. Gene Ontology annotation, cellular component: transcription factor TFIIH holo complex; transcription factor TFIIH core complex. Gene Ontology annotation, molecular function: zinc ion binding. NCBI's taxonomy places the organism in Eukaryota, Fungi, Ascomycota, Pichiomycetes, Serinales, Debaryomycetaceae. Bases 1 to 1632 code for a protein of 543 amino acids. The record is from RefSeq and is a predicted model, not a curated record. The transcript has a single exon.